Molecule: messenger RNA, 9058 nt
Organism: Linum trigynum
Lineage: Eukaryota; Viridiplantae; Streptophyta; Magnoliopsida; Malpighiales; Linaceae
Source: the annotation of a GenBank genome assembly
UCAGAUUGUCAAAGGUGAACAGAAAUACCUGGAUACGUGUCGAUUGAUCGCCAAGAACUUGAUGCGGAAUCUGAAAGAUGAUAUGGAACUGGACGGGACUCCUAGAGCACGAUCCAGGAGGUACUGUGACCUUCCUCAACCAAGCCUCCAUAGUUCCUUUACGGGAGAGCUCUCGUCUUCCUGAUGGAGAGAAGACAAGAAUAUUUUGGUCUUGGUGUAUUGGGGACCACGACCUCAACUCCUUUAUAUACUAGUCACCGUGGGCUCCCAUAAAACCCAAGGUGAAUAAGUAUUGGGUUUCCACCUAUUUAGACUCAUAUCAAUCCAAGACAUCUUUGGGCUCCUGAUUUGGAUCACUCUCAAUUAGCCCACAUAACCAAAUAGCUCAUAUAAUUGUAAAAUAUGUGGGCCAUAACAUUAUAGGAAAUAGAAUUUCCUAACACUAGACUCUCUCAUUCACUAACUACUACACGACCCUCAACCACCAAGAGUGUAAUUUAAUUAUACAUAGAUCAUUUCAUCUUUGUUUCACAACUCAAAAGUCCCAAUCCAACUCAAUUUUGACUUUCCAAUUUAAGUCACUCUCAUCUCUCACCUAAUAACUUGUUAUUUUCAUAACAUCUAAAAGCAAAUACUAGUAUUAGUCAUCUCUCAGCCUUCAAUUCGUCAAAUUAAAGAUUACCAACGACAAGAACUUGAGAUGUCACAUCUCCUUCAUUCUCCUUAUCCAUAUCCUAGUUCUAGGCAAACUUAAGAGUCAAGACUCUUUGCUUAGUCUCUUUUCCCUAAAUUAAACAAUCACAUCUAAUUUAUAUAUUUAAUUAUUUAUUUCAAAUGAAAUUCAUUUCGUAUUCGAUAAUACCGAUUGGGAUACCGAAGUACCGAUUGGGAUAUCGCAAUAUUUAGGGAUUGAGAUUGGGAUACCAAAAUUAUUUAGGGAUAGGGAUUGACUUUUGGGUAUAAUUCGGUAUUCGGGAUUUCGGUAUUUGGUAUUGGGAUACCGAUACUGUACCGAUUUCCACCCCUACUUGCAAGCGUGAAUGACUCGUUUUCAAGAGUUUAUUGGGUAUUCAUCAAACUGUCGUAGUUUCGGUUGUAGUCACACGAUUAGGGUUGCAAGCGUGAAUGACUCAUUUUCAAGAGUUUGUGGGGGUCUUUAUGGAUUUGGAGUAGUUUUGGUUGUACCCACAUUGAUGUAGGGUUUUAAGUGCGAAUGACUCUUUUUUUGAUAGUUUGUUAGACGAAUUGAUUUGGAGUAGUUUUCGUUUUACGUGGAAAGAAAUGUUUAUCGAUUUUGAACCUCUCACAACAAAUCGAGUUAUUGGGAUCAACUGGUUUCUUACAUAGCAUCAGAGCUUUACAUAGCCGCCAAGAAGUAUUAUGUUCGAAUUUCGAUGGUUCCCAUUUAUGAAGCACAUGUAAUUCUCCUAUCCCGGACCUAUGCAAACGAAAUCUCUUAGGGGUUUAUUGGCUUUUAUUUGAAGUAAUGUUUUAGUACGUGGUAUAAGAUCCAUUAUGAACCUCUUCCAAUAACUUAAAAAAUUAUUGGUGUGUUAACAAAAUUACUCAACAAAUAGAGCUAUUGCCAUGCCUAGAUGUAAGUGGAUAGCUUCGAUUGUGAUCCGUUUAGUCGUGUAGUACCUUUUUAGACUUGAUCCCUUAGUAUUAUAAAACAAAGUAUAAUGAGUAAUGUCCAAUUUUCAAAGUAUCCGAAAAGUUUGGUGACCAAUAAUGUAAUUGCCAAAAAAUUAACAAGAUUUGCUGUCCUUUGAUGGUUUGUGGUGGAAAGAAACCCACUUGCUUGCAGUUGAAAAGAUUUAUUGGGAGCUAUUGCUUUGGCCUUUGGGAUGAGAAUUGCCAGCCAAAUGGGCAGUGGCCACUACCAAUUUUAACGCGCAAGUGACGAGGUUUAAUUUUGGUGCCGAUUAAGUCGGCAGAAGUAAGAUUCCGGCUGAAACUUACAACGCAAAAGGUCCCUUCGUUGCCUUAAGUUGUUUGUCGUCGUCGUCGUUAUUAUUAUUAUAUAAAAUUAGGAUAUCAUGUAUGUUGUAUCAUAACGCUAUCAACUAGCAUAUAACCGGCCCAUUGGCCGGAAUGUUCUUAUUUGAUUUUAUGUUAUAUUUAAACCAAUCAAUCGGUUUAAUUUUAUUGAUAAUCUUUCGAUCGAGAUGAUAUAUAAAGAAAUAAUAUAUAGGUCUAACAUUCGGAGAAAUACCAUCAUCAUUUAAUUUUAUUGAUAAUCUUUCGAUCGAGAUGAUAUAUAAAGAAAUAAUAUAUAGGUCUAACAUUCGGAGAAAUACCAUCAUCAUUUAAGAAUAUAAAAUGUAUCAUUAAUUCCAUUUUCAUAAUAAUUAAGCCCUCGUCAAAUACUAUUGGUUAGUUGAUGGUCAAGAAAGAGGGUAUAAAAGCUCAGUGAAAUUCCACACGACCAUUGGAUAGUUUAAAACUAAAUCACCUCACAAUCCUACAUAAGGGUUUAAUGCGCUUCUUUAAUGAACAAUAUGCCACUAAUCAAAAAGAAAAGGAGAGUUGUUGAUUCAAGUCAACUAUAUACUAACAACUCAGCUAAGAGGAGACCAUCAAAACUUGAGAGCAAACGACAAAAUUAGGGUUAUCUCCAACAUACUAAUAGACUCAAUCAAAGUAAUAAUGCACAAAAUUAGACACUCCUUGUUUAUCAGUUCCGGUAGGUUGAAUAAAGAAUUGACCUACUUCAAUAAAUCAAUCAAUGAUUCCUCGUUUUAAGAUAGAAAUAGGUUGCGAUAGAUGUAAAAACCAUAAACAUAAAGAUCCGAUAGCCACCACUCUUCGUUGUACAACCAAAUUUUUAUCUCAAGAGACAUAUGUUUCAACCAAAAAUUCAAUUCAAAUCCUCCUUCUGCAACUCCAUUAUUGAUUAAACUCUUUUACUUGCCCAACUUAGAUCCCCAACAAUAAAACCGCGUGCCAAGAGAUACCGAAUGAUUGAUUUUCAAAGGCGGCCUUGUACUGGGAAGUGAAAGGGGUGCAAAAUAUUGUACGAUGGAGGAAAUUUCCGAGGAAGUUAGAAAGAGUUAAAAACAAAGAUAAAAACCACAAAAUUUAAAUUGAAAAAAUGCAAGGACACAACACGUAGUGACAAAAUUAAUUUUUUCCAUGUUAGCCAAUUAUCAAUUUACCUUUAGCAAAAACUAAGGAGAGAGAAAGAGUUUUAAAAUUGAGAAAAUUACAUGAAACUCAACUAUGAAAAUUGAAGUAUCAAGCACCAUAAAAAUCUAUACGGUAUACUUAGUGGGCUUGCUAAUCAUGAUGGAAAGUCCUGCGAUUUUCAGAGAGUUAACUUCGUGUACAUUUUGUAUUCAAAACGACACAACAAAUUUGUUUAGUGUAAAUGGUUGUGAUUGCUUGAAGAGACUCGGGUUCAAAUCCUGAUGUUAAUAUUUUUUAUGUGAGAUAAAUAAUUAAUUGUAAAGACAAAAAUGUCCUUCUUUCUUUUACUGUCGUUGCAGAAAAUUUAAAAUGGAGAAAAGUACACAAAAGUGUACUAUAUAUUAUUGGGGUAUUAGCAAUGGCAAUAGCGGGUUUGGAGUGGGUAUUUCGGUACUCAUACUCGUUUCGUGGCAGAUCGGGUACAAAUUGGGUAAUUUAUCACGAGUUGUGGGUCAUGAUAGGUCAAAUCCAUAUGGAUAUGUAAUUUAAAAGAAAAAUUGUAGAAAUAUUAUUUUUUUCAUUAAAAAACUAAACAACAAACUAUAAUAUGAUAAGUGUAAUUUAAUUAUGAGAAAUUGAGAUUCCCACCUAUUAACAACUUCAUUAUAGCUAAAAUAUGAGAUAAUAAAUAUAAAAUCUUAAAUAAUUUGAAUAAAAGUACAUGUAAUUUAUGGAAAAACGGGUUGAAAGUGGAGAGGAUAAGGACAGGUCGGGUCGAGGAGAGUACCUACGCCCGUCCCAACCCUUCCCUACCCGUCUCAAAACAAGUAGAACAGCUCAGGUAAAAGGGUCAGAUCGAAGCGCUAAAUAUGAGUUAGGUAGAGAAAUUUGGGUUUCGCUUGAUUUGAAAAAUGAGAAAUUUGGGAAGAUAUGAAUUUUAGAAGAAUUCAGAUUUAUUAUUUAUUGCUUGACAUUAUGGAUUUGAAAGACUUAAUUGUUUACUUAGCUUAUUGGAUUUGACUAUGCACUUUGCUUGAGUAGAUCAUUGGUUUAUGGUCAUGCCUCAAAUCACAUCUUUUGACUUUGACAUGAUAUUUGCCCGUGCAUGAGGUCCACUAAUUUAAUUUGGACCCUCAAAGUGAUGCAAUCCCGCUGGCAUCACAAUGUGAUGAUUUCAUCAAAGUAAACAAGAGAGAAGUCAUAGCUUGAAGAUGGAAGAACCCCAAACGGAAGGGAUUCGAUUCCCCGCCUGGGGAUGACAAGGCAAUGACCGAGGAAUAGGAGCAGGAGACCCUCUGGUCAGGUGGAUGUUAAUCCCUGAUCGGGAAUCUGAUGGUGCGCGACAGGGGAUCGGACACUAACGAGUAAAAAUUACCUUUUGUGUUUAUAAUUCUUUUCCUUUUUGGAUUUUUGUUUAGUUUUGUUUCUCUAGCCCGUGUAAAGGGCUUAAGCUCGAGUUUUAGGGCAGGCAUUGAAGAUUUGGAAUAUUAUUUGUUUUUAUUCUUGGUUCAUUGAGCUUUUGUCUUGCGAGUUGUGUUUUGUAUCAAUCGAGUAUUUUUCUUGAUUGUGUUCGAGCAUCUACUCUAUAUUGAUAGAGCUUUCUCCCAGGCGUAAGAUUGCACUUCAAUUUCGUUUUAUCCUUAACCUUAACCUAUGUUUUUGGUUGUGCAACUCUGAUAGCUACACGCACCAAUUCCGUGCUCGUAUCACAAUGUCUAUGGAUCACACAUAUGUGAUCCUCAGCAAACAACAUCAUUAUGCAAAGUCCAUGAUGUAUUAGAUUUAGGAUACAAAUCCAUAAUCUAAAUCCAUGAAACAUAUCCUUGUAUGAAUAUUAGAUAAGAAUUAAACGAAAUUAGGACCAAGACAAAUCAAGAUCGACUAGAAGAAGAACUCAUGUUCCUCUCACCUCAAAUCGGUGCCCCCAAACCUCUCUUCCUUUUUAUUUUUUGAGCAAAUACAUCAUCUCCUCCUUCUAGAUUGGAACAUACACAUAGGUUAUGUCGGGGAACAACAUUACAAAACCACAAAGUGGAUUAGAUUAGAUAGGAGGGGGAUAAAAAUGGAAACCCAACCCAACUAGAGAAGAUGUAGUAAAAUUCAUAAAAACGUGUAGCACAUUUUGUCGUCUACAAUGAAGACACUAACCACCCCAACUAUACAUAACAUCCCUGCAAUAUUAUAGUUCUUAAUUUAUUAAAAUUGUUUUCUGCUCUCUUAAAUCUUAAUACAUAAAUUAAUUAUUAUACCACCACAAGAAACUCAAGGCUUACGUGCCUAUGAAGAAAUUAACCACAUUUGUUGAUUGAGAAUCUACUUAGCUACACGUUUUAUAUAGCUGGAGUGACAUUGACACAACCACACAAAGCAAGUUCAUGAACCAAAUCAGAAAAGAAAGGUGGCUUAUGAAUCGAGACUACUGUUAUAUUGUCUCAUCUUUUAGUUACCACUUAUCUUUUACUACUUUAUAAGACUCUUUGAUCAUAUAAAGAGUUUACGAUGUCAAGCUUCAGUUGAUUUUCCAAUAACUCGAAUUGUUGGGAGAGAUUCGAUUAUAAUUCUUAUAUCAUUUACUAAUCGUUUCCUCAAAUGAAAGCAAACUCACGGGUUUAAAUUUGCACAUAUAUUAAUACAAUGUAUUUAAUUAUAUUGGGUGUUGUCGAGAUUUGAACACAACACGUCUCAAUCAUUGACUACUCUAAUACCACAUCAAUAGUCCAUUGGUCACAGUAAUUCGUACCUGCUUCUUUUAAUUUCUUGUUUUACAUUAUUGUAUUAUUAUGGUGCGUAAAAAACCUUUCUUCUGAUCUUCUGAGAUUGGAUCUCACCGCCACCAUAUAGGCACACUUGCAGUUACUCCCUGCUCCAGACCUUUGUGGAAUAUUAGGGCUUAAAUUUGUUCCUUAACCGAAUCCAUCAAGGCCAUUUGAGUAAAGUUCUCAAUUCGAUUUAGUCCGUUGGUCCAGUCGAGCAAGCGAGUUGAGGUUAAUGUUCCGACCGCUUUAAUUUGGAUAUAUAAAAAAAUCAUUAUAGUAUUAAUACAUUUAUAAAUUAUAUCAAAUCUCAUCUAACAUAUGAGUAAUAACAUACAAAACUACACCAAAAUAACACGUCGUACUUGGAUGCAACAAAUAGUAAAAAUUGACACACACUUAUAUAAUAUCAAUAUUCAGCUUAGAAUUCCAAAAUAAAUAGGGUUAGGCGAAGAACAAAACUAGAAAAUAGGAACUUUUGCAAACCAAAUGGAAAAACGAAGCCGUGUUACCUCCAACUCGAUAACCUUGCAGCAGGUCGAGUCGACAAGUGUGUGGGGUCUGUUUUUCUCUGUGAAUCAAGAUCAAAACGGAUCAAUCGGCAGGUCGACCCGCAGUUGACAACCUUGCUUUUUAUUUAGACAACUAACCGGUUAUUAAUGUCUAAAAAAGAAUCUCUUACUACAAAGUAGAUUCCAUUCAAGACAACGAUACUGCCAUUGCCUAACACUAUAACAGAUGCAUAGCCUCUCGAAUCGUCAGAACUUCCAUAGCUUUAGGAUUGGAUACACCUUGGAACGAGCAGCCAAAUGCAAAUAUUGGUGUAGCUCCUGAAGAAAACCUAAUUGUUAGUUCUGAUGUUUGAUGUUUUCCCAUUGGGGGAAUUAUAUGUUUUUUCCCUCUAUCCAAAAAUAAAACUAAAAGGCGCAUGAUUCUCCCAAUAUACUAACUACGUAUUAUAAUUCCGUUGCUAACCAUACGGCCUCUAUAAUAAUAAAAAUAAAAUAGUUGAGGCUGCAAAGGGAGAAUGAGAAAGAUGAGAUACAUUUAAUAAUAAAUUGAAUAUAUUUUGGUAGCUAACUUCCAAUUAGCAUUAAUCAAACAACUAUUGGAUGAGACAAUGUGUAACACACCAUAAUAAAGAGAAAAAAAAAACAUGUUCAUGUUGGUAGAAAAACCUAUAUAUAUAUAUAGGGCUAAGCAAGUGAACUUACUAAAUACUCGGACCGGAUAAAACUGUUACGAAUAACAACUAACUGGAUUCACAUCCUUAAUCUCAUUGCUCAAUUGAGGUAACCAAUAUUAACUUAAUUGACAAGACGCGUAUUGUAGUGAAAUGAAGAAUUUCUUGUAAAAACUUCAAAGUUAAACGUGCUCACCGUGUAGCACUGCAAGGAUGUCUGACCUUAUUGGAAUUCACCUUGAUAUGCACCUCAAGGGAAAAAUCCGUGCGAUCGAGACACAAAGCUGACAUUAAUAUCUUGUCGCGAAAAGGUUCGGGAUGUUACUACUGGUACCAGAGCAUCUCUACGUCCCUCUUGUACGAUGGUGGGGCAAAUCUCAACAGGGACGUUGAGUCCCAAAGUUGGGAAGGGGGGGGGGGGGGGGGGGGGGGGGGUUAUGUAACCACCUUAGGCGAAUAUCACAUCAACAAAACACGAGAGAGAACCAUGAUUCAUAAGUAAGAAAUCGGCCAUAACUGACAAGACGCGUUUUGAGCUGAAAUGUAAACAUUCUUGUAAGAACUCCAAAAUUAAACGUGUUGACUGUAUUAUACUGCAAGAGUAAGUGACUUUAUGAAAAAUCAGCUUGUUAUUAGGGGUGUCAGUCGGUCGGUUUCGGUUUAACCGAAAACCGAAUUCUCGGUUAUCGGUUAAACUGGGCCACCCCCUAUGGCUACCGACCACCGACCGUGAGGGAGUCACGGUUAGCCGACCAACCGAUCGGUCGGUUUCGGUUUAAGACUCGGUUAGAAGGCCAACCGAAAAACCUGCCCACUUUCUCCACUUUCUAUUCCUGCCCACUUUCUCCUUUAUUCUCUCUCCUUAGUUUUAUCUCUCUGCCGAGAAAGAAAGAAACAAAAGAAACAACUGCAAAAUCUGCCCACUUUCCUUUCCUUCGACCCCUAAACCAGACUCUACCCCUCUCUGGCUCUGCUCUCUCCCCCUUGCCUGCGUCUCCCCCGAUCUGGUCACGACCGCCGUCGAGCCGUUUCCUUCUCUCUUCCCCCGAAACCAAAAACCAAAACCCAGAAAAGGGGUCAAAAUCCCAGCAAAAAAACCCAGAAAAUCAAACACGCAAAACCAUAAUCCGCCACUUACAAUCGAUUUGGAGGCUGGCCGGCCCUCCAACGGCGUAUUAUAGGCUGGGAUCUUGUCUGAUUCCGAAGUGGAACGAUAGAUGGGAUCAUGGGAAGUGAUUUUCCCCUCCCGUUUCUCGGAAAGAAGAAGAAAGUAAAUCGAGGGAGGAGGGUUUCUGAUUUCAGAAGGCAUGGCGGAGAGGGAAAGAGUGGUUUUUGGGUCUCUGGUUCGUUUCGUAGAGAGAACAGAGGAGAAGGAGGAAGAGAGGUUUGAGCGCCGACGACGAUGGUGGUGGCAAACGAGGAGAAGGAGAAGGAAACGGCUCGGAGUGCCGGCCAGCCUACUCUCGACGACGAUGGCGGAGAUGAAGGAAGCAGAGGCAGGGAGGAUGGCCGACAAUCUGGUGUCGGAAGCGGCGCGACGCGGGGGCGGCGCGGGGAGAUCUGGAGAGGCGGCGCUGUGCGGGGAGAAAGGAAGGAGAGAUUUUUUGUUUUGGGAAUUAGGUUUCGUUUGUGUUGGGGGAGGGUUUCUGGGAAUGGAAGCGGGAUCGUUUGGAGCAGCAGGCGCGGAGGUCGGUUACCUUCGGUUAGCCGCGUAACCGGUUUCCGGUUAGUCGGCUAACCGAAGCACCCCUCAGCCCUUCCGGCAACCGACCGCUACAAGAAAGGACGGUUUUCGGUUAGUCGCUAACCGACAGUUAUCGGUCAAACCGACCGGUUAGCCGCUAACCGACAAUCGACCUGCCACCCCUACUUGUUAUGCAUAAAAAAAAUCGAUGAAAGUCGAAAUUCAAAGCGAACAAUAUAUUCUCGGAAACAAUUUUGACAUAUAUUAAAAAAAGAGAGAAAAUUUUGUAAACAAAGAAGUGAAAAAUGG